Molecule: messenger RNA, 946 nt
Organism: Spodoptera litura
Lineage: Eukaryota; Metazoa; Arthropoda; Insecta; Lepidoptera; Noctuidae
Molecular function (GO): odorant binding
Source: RefSeq, a predicted model, not a curated record
UUAAUUGUUCCCGAAGGCUCUCCAUCAUUAACCAGCAGUAAUAGACCAGUAAAAAGAACGAUCCGUUUCGUUUUUAAAGUCCUCUCAGUGACCCAAGACAAUACAACAAAUAAAAAUAAAACAAAGAAAAUUUCCACGAAGUAUUCAAGUGGAACAAAAAUAUUGAACAACAUAAUCCAAUGAACACGCUCCACACGAAUUUCUUUCAGUAAUUUUGUUGGACUUGUGUAAUGAUGUCCCAGUGUUACACGGCGUGACGUAACUGUGAUAUUUACUACAAAACUACUGCAAUGGAAAAAAUCCUAAUUUUUACUUUUAUAACGCUCUCCGGCUUCGCUCACGCUCGCAUAUCAGUGAUGUAUGCCCACGACAAGUUAAGUGAUUUAGUUGCACAGCAGUGUCUAUCAGAAAUGUACCCUAAGAACAAGCGCAUCGAAAUCCAGGAAUCAGAUGAACCCUGCAUUAUAUUUUGCGUCCUCAAAAAAUUUGGCAUUAUUAGUGCAUCUGGUGUUAUCAAUCUGGAUAUUUAUAGAAAACGAGUUCAAAUCGCUCACCAACUAGAUCAAAAGACCUCAAUCAUGGACUACGGAGGUUCCUGCAUGGAGAACGCAGAAGCAACUCAACAUAAACAAGACGUUUGUAAAAAAGCCAAGGUCUUCAACGACUGCACACAUUUAUACAGAAUUCUACUAAUGUAACUAAUUCAGUUCCCCAUCCGCCAUUACUUUAUAAAAAAAGACGACCCAUUUACUAUUUUCACCCGAGAUUUUGUGUCCAUUAAUUAAUUAGAUUGUUGAUCCUUACCUCUCUUUGAUGUCCCCAGCAAAAACUGCGUUUAAUUAACCACCAACCUAAUUCACUUGAAUCAAGGUUUCGUUGAUAAAUAUUAAAACGAAGUUCUAAACACAUUUGUUCUAAUAAAAAUGAUUUUGUAUGAAACUGUCAA